This is a messenger RNA of Poecilia reticulata (guppy), 1732 nucleotides long. It is a transcript of the gene hemk1, whose product is annotated as HemK methyltransferase family member 1. NCBI's taxonomy places the organism in Eukaryota, Metazoa, Chordata, Actinopteri, Cyprinodontiformes, Poeciliidae. The record is from RefSeq and is a predicted model, not a curated record. Gene Ontology annotation, biological process: protein methylation. Gene Ontology annotation, cellular component: mitochondrion. Gene Ontology annotation, molecular function: nucleic acid binding; protein methyltransferase activity.
ACGUAAGUGGUGUUUACUACAUACGUAGGACGCACAACAAACGUGCUAUCAGUUUUUGUAACUGUCUGAAUUUUUUAUGGGUUUAGAAAUGUUUUUUCAGAGCUAUAAUCGGUUAUCUUGCUUUAAGAGGGGAAUGAAAGCUGAUAACUGAACAAAGAUCUAGACACUUUUUCUAUUUUACCAUGUGGUGGAGACGGACCCUUAGCUCGAGCUACCGAUGCUAUUUGGGACGCAGGCGCAGUGGGGCAAAGAUUUGGCGCUGCCUUACCAGAGCCACAUGCAGCGCUCCGGCCCUUCCUGCAGGCCGGAUCACGGCACUCCAGGCUCUGGAUGUCUGGAAGAGGCACUUUGUGGAGAACGGUGUGACGGAGCCUGAACAGUCAAGCCAGUACAUCAUCGCUCAUCUGCUUGGAGCGAAAACAAUAGAAAGUGUCGAGCAGCAGAGGUUAGCAGCGUUGCUCAGCAAAGAGGAAACGCAGCAGGUGUGGCGGCUCUGCUCCAAACGUCUCUCCAGGAUGCCGGUGCAGUUCAUCAUUGAGGAGUGGGACUUCAGAGACCUGACGCUGAAGAUGAGGCCUCCUGUUUUCAUACCCAGGCCUGAAACCGAGGAGUUGGUUGAAUUGGUGCUCACGGAUCUGCAGAAGCGUCCUGGAUCUGCAGAGGCGCCGCCAACGUGUUUGGAAGUGGGUUGCGGUUCUGGUGCCAUUUCUCUCAGCCUGCUGAAGAGCCUCCCUCAGCUCGAAGCCUUUGCCUUGGAGCGAAGCCAGGAUGCGGUUGACUUAAGCCGGGAGAAUGCGUCGAGGUUGGGGCUUCAGGACAGGCUGAAGGUUUAUCAUAUGGACGUUAUAAAAGAUGCAGAAAAGAUGCCAGGUCUGUUUAGCUCCAUUUCAGUGCUGGUCAGUAACCCUCCUUACCUGUUUUCAGAGGACAUGGCAACCCUGGAGCCGGAAAUUUCUAGGUUUGAGGAUUGCGCCGCCUUAGAUGGAGGUGAAGAUGGACUAAAUGUGAUCAGACAGAUUUUAACUCUGGCUCCAGACUUUCUGUCAAACAGAGGCCGGGUUUACUUGGAAGUGGACCCCAGACACCCUGCGCUCAUUCGCCGCUGGGUGGAGGACAACGUGGAGGAGCUGCGGUUCGUGGAAACACGGCAAGACGUCAGUGGCAAGCCUCGUUUCUGCAUCCUCCAGAAAGAGGAGUCACAUAAGGCCCCCGAGGUGGAUCAGGAUUGAGAAACCCAGAUCCUAUUACGCUGGCUUUAGCUCAGGUCGUCGCCGCCUCGGCUCGCCCCCCCCUGGCCCCCUCCCCCUCCCACACCUGACCCCAUCUCCUCAAAAUUAACAACUUCACACAAAUAGUUUCCAUAUCGAGGCUGCACUUUUAACCCGUCGACAGACAGCGAACACGCCCCAUCUCGCAAUAAAAAAAAAAGAGAAAUGUGUGUGUGCGACGGCACAAAGCAGGCUCAGAGCUGAAGGUAAUUACCAAAGCUUUUCUUAGAACGCUCCCUCUCAGAAUCCGCCUCUCUCCUCCCAGGAAGCAUUCAGUAGUUCUGUGAAUCCGCUGAUGAGCGGUCCUCCCCCUUCGCUCAUCCACCCCGCUGACUCAGAUGCUGACCAGAUUGCAUCGUUGAGCAAAAAAAAAAAAAACACGCUCAAAACGCGGUCCGUAUUCAAGCUCAGAGGCUGCACAAAGCCUUUGUGUCACAAAGGUUUUAUGUGGUGAAAACAUUUCA